UGAUUAUCUCAUUCCUCCUCGAGCUCAGCUCGGUUAUGAUCCUACCCGGCCGGAUCCGAGUCCGAACUAGAGUCCUAAAUCAACAGCUCUGAUUGCACCAUCUCCCAUCUAUCAUGACUGCAGCUACUGCGGCUUCUACCUCUACAGCCACCUCUAACGAAACAGUGCGAAACGGGUCCUGCCUAUGUGGCGCAGUACGUUUUACAAUCAAAGGAGACCCAUUCCACUACCUCGUCUGUCAUUGUAAAAACUGUCAAAAAGCGAGCGGGUCUGCAUUCAUGACGAAUGUCUGGUUCAAGAAUGAGGCUUUCACGCUGAAUGCGGGCCAGGACGCGCUCAAGUUCUUCCAAGACACUGAUACUAAUACUGGCAAGCCUCUAAGCAGAUAUUUUUGCUCCAAUUGCGGCUCGAAUGUAUUUUUCCGCAUGUCUCCGGACCUUCCGAGGAGUGACAUUUACAUCGUGCAAGGUCCGGCAAUUGAAGGGAGUGAAAUCUGGGCUCCACGUAAAGAGUCGUUCUUGGCCAACAAACUGCCUUGGGUCAAACACCUUGAGACGAAACCGAAAGAGAAGAAAAGUAAACUGUAGAUAGUAUUGAUUUGCAUGGUAUUCUGCAUGGUUACCUGUUAAGAGAGAACCUGGAUUCCGUUCGACACAUACACUGUAAUAUACACAUCUCAUUUCGGAUUGAGA
This is a messenger RNA of Lentinula edodes (shiitake mushroom), 692 nucleotides long. Its product is annotated as Mss4-like protein. The transcript has 3 exons. The record is from RefSeq and is a predicted model, not a curated record. The coding region runs from base 114 to 587 and encodes 157 amino acids. Lineage: Eukaryota; Fungi; Basidiomycota; Agaricomycetes; Agaricales; Omphalotaceae. Gene Ontology annotation, molecular function: carbon-sulfur lyase activity.